This is a messenger RNA of Mya arenaria, 5131 nucleotides long. Its product is annotated as structural maintenance of chromosomes protein 5-like. Gene Ontology annotation, biological process: double-strand break repair via homologous recombination. The record is from RefSeq and is a predicted model, not a curated record. The coding region runs from base 38 to 3163 and encodes 1041 amino acids. Gene Ontology annotation, cellular component: Smc5-Smc6 complex. The transcript is spliced from 27 exons. Lineage: Eukaryota; Metazoa; Mollusca; Bivalvia; Myida; Myidae. Gene Ontology annotation, molecular function: ATP hydrolysis activity; ATP binding.
CUUUGGCUCAUUAUGAUAAAUUUUCGUUCCGCGCGAAAUGUCGUACACCGAAGGGUCGAUUGUGAAUAUUAAACUAGAAAAUGUUCUGACAUAUGAUGAUGUGGAGUUCACAUGUGGACCCCAUUUGAACGUUAUCAUUGGUCCCAAUGGUACUGGAAAGUCAACCAUUGUUUGUGCAAUCUGUCUGGGCCUGGCUGGCAAACUAAGCCUACUGGGAAGGGCACAACACCCUACAGACUUCAUCAAGCAUGGAAAGAGCAGGGGCAGGAUUGAGCUCGAACUGCACAACAAUGAUGGGGACAACUAUCGAAUCAAGCGAGAGAUCAGUAAAGAGGGUCCCCAAAACAAAUGGUGGGUGAAUGGAAGGCAAGCUACACAGAAAUCAAUAGAGGACCUGGUGGCUCGCCUCAACAUCCAAGUGGGAAACCUGACCCAGUUCCUGCCACAAGAGAAAGUGUCGGACUUUGCCAAAAUGUCAGAGUUUGAGCUUCUAGAAAACACAGAAAAGGCAAUAGGUGAUCCUGAAAUGUAUGAGCUACACAUGAAGCUGAAGGACUCCAGAAACAAUGCAAGGGAACUCGAGCUGCAGUUUAACAGUCUUCAGGAGCGUUUAAACCAAGAGAAAGCCAAGAAUGCCCGUAUUGAGCAGGAUGUGAAAAGUUUUGAAGAACGGCAGAAAUUCCUGGAGCAAAUACAAAAUCUAAAGAUGAAGAAGGCGUGGGUGGAGUAUGAGGAGAGGCGACAGAUCUACUUGACAGACAAGGAGAAUAAACAGAAGGCCGAGAAAGAGGUAAAGAGACUCCGAGAUGCUAACGCCCCGCUACAAAAGAAAAUUGCCGAUGCUGUCAAGAGGAAAGAUGAAGUACAUGUGAAGAUAAAAGCAAAGACUCGAGAGCUACGGAAUGUUGCAGAAAGUGCAGAGAAGAAUGGUUCUGAAGUGGACAACCUUACAGACAAGUAUGUGGACGUGAAGGAUGAACUCAAGUUUAAGAGAGAACAGGAAGAAUCCAGAAAGAAAAGAUUGAGGGACCUGAACAAGCAGCUGGAAGCCCUUGAGACAGACCUGAGGAACCUAGAUGACACGGAAAAUGUACAGCCAAAGAUUGAGAAGGUAAACAAGUCGAUGCGAGAGGUUACUGUUCCGCUGGGACAGAUCAACCAUCAAGGGGACACGCUCAGAAUGGAGGUCGAGAAGCGCAGAAAAAACAUGGCAGGCAUUAACAAGGAGCUUCAGUCUCUGCGUAACAUAGAGAAUCAGAGGUUAGAGGGACUGCGGUCGAAACAUCGCGACACAUACACUGCCGUCAUGUGGCUUCGGGAGAAUAAGGCUCGGUUCAAGGGAAUCAUACAUGAACCCAUCAUGCUCUGUGUGAACAUGAGAAACCCAGAAAUGGCCAAAUACCUGGAGAACCACAUCUCGUUCAACGACAUGCGUGCUUUCGUGUGUGAAAACAGCGAAGAUAUGAACAUGUUUAUGGAUGUGAUGCGAGAGGAACAAAAUUUGCGUGUUAACGCUGUAGUGGCGCCCACCCAUCUCCCGCAAGACCAACAGCAACCCUCCCAAUCUAUUGAGAAUUUAAGGAGGUACGGUUUUGAGUGCUACCUGCAGGACCUGUUCACAUGUCCGGACGCUGUUAUGCGGUUUCUGUGCCGGCAGUACCGCGUACACAACAUACCUGUUGGCAACGCCCGUACGAAGGACCUUGUGGCAAACAUUAUUAAAGAAGUCCAGUUGGCAUGCUUCUAUACCAGUGACAAUCAGUACAAGAUAACCAAGUCCAGAUAUGACCAGUCCACAUCAUCCAGAAACAUGAAACUCAAGAAUGCCUCAUUGCUGACUUCGUCCAUGGAUGCAGAGAGGGAGUCAUAUCUUCUUCAGCAACUACAGGAGGAGACUGACCAGUGUCGUUCUGGGGAGGAGCAGUAUGGCGUGCUGCAGGACCGUUCCCGACACCUGGAACAGCAGCUAUCAAAGCUGAGGGAUGAAAAGAAACAACUGAUGAGCAGGAAGGAUCAGAAGAAGAGGCUGCAGUCACAGAUAGAGACCAAGAAACAAACUAUCAGUAGUGUUGAAAAUGAAACUGUGGAUAUUGACAACGAAGAAAAACUUGCCAAGAAAAAAAUAGCAGAUAUAAAUGCUCUGAAGAUGAAAAACCUGAAACAAUACAUCGAAAACACAGAGCGUUGUGUGGAGGUGUGUAAGGCGAAGGUGUGUCUGGGAUUGCGUCAUGCGGAGGCCGUGCGAGAGGUGAGGACAAUGGAGGCCGCAGUUCGGGAACAAACACAGGCUCUCCAACAGGCUGAGAACAAGUUUACACGUGUGAAAGAGCAGUUGCACAACUCAAAGAUUGUAGCCAAGCGUCUACUCGAGGAAGCAAAGCGGACGAGCGGUAUACGACCAGAUCAGGAGCUGCCAGAGGAAACCAGGGAGACAUUCCUGAGCCUACCUGACACUUUGGAAGAGAUAGAGGCACGGAUUAGUGAACACCAAGUCCGGGCCGACCUCACAUUGGACAUCGACAGAAGGAUUAUCGCAGAGUUUCAUCGCCGGAAAGGGGACAUUGACAGGCUUGAAAAAGAGGUGACUGAUAAAGAACAGGAGAAGGAUUCCCACCAGGAAAAGAUUGAGGAGGCAAAGGCUCGUUGGUUAGGUCCACUGCAGGAGUUGAUAGGUCGCAUCAACAAGGCAUUCAGCCACUUCUUCCGUAAGCUGCAAUCUGUAGGCGAGGUGGAGCUGCAUAUUCCAGACAACCCUGAGGAGUAUAGCAAGUAUGGUAUUAAGAUCAAGGUGAAGUUCCGUGACUCAGAGCCCCUUCGUGAGUUAUCCGCCCACCAUCAGAGUGGUGGGGAGCGGAGUGUGACCACCGUCCUCUAUAUGAUGGCCCUGCAGGAGCUUGCCAAGGUCCCCUUCCGAUGUGUCGACGAAAUCAAUCAGGGUAUGGACCCAGUAAAUGAGCGUAAAGUGUUUGAGCUGGUGGUACAGACCGUGUGUAAGGAAUCCUCCUCUCAGUACUUCCUCCUCACGCCCAAGUUGUUGCCUGACCUGGAGUAUGCCCCUGCCAUGACCGUUCUGUGUGUGUAUAAUGGACCGCAUAUGCUGAAACAUACCGAGUGGAACCUUAAACGCUUCAUUAAGAGGGGCCGUCCACUCAGAGACAGCUAGUCCGCCUGGCUUAGGUGAGACGUACCACACAUACUGAAACAGAGGUUUCAUCUACAUGGACCUGGGCGCCCACUAGAGAUAGCAAGUUGGCAUGACUUCGGUGAGACAGACAACACAUGCUGGAACAUUAGAUGAUUCUUCAAGAAAGGUCACCCAUUCCAGAAAGCUAGUAGGAUUGCUUAAAGGAGACUCGCCAUCAAUAAUUCUACCUUUGCUGAUGGGAUUUAGAAGAAUGAAAUAGUUUGUUAAGGGUAAAAAACAAUGUUUUUGAUAUCAAUAUUGAAUAAAUAUGGAUUUUUUAUGUUGAUAUAAACAUUCCUUUACUUCAGUAAUAAUAAUGAGUAUUCAGUAUUUUUAGUGUUUAAUUGUUAUUUCUAAGGUGUUUAUAAGGGUUAUUUCAUUUAACCAUGCAACCUAUCUAUAUAUUAUGUUUUUCCCCCUUGUUUGUCAUGUAUUAGAUUAAAUGAGCCGCAUCUCUUGAUUUUGGGCCUUUGGACGUAAUUAUUUCAAAUUAAAUAAUCAACAAUGAAAAAUGAUCCUUUCUAUGUAUAUUUAUUUCUUCCAAACUACUUUUUUUUAAAGGAAUCUCAUUGGUGCAUCAUUUUCUUGUUAAUUUAUGACUAUUCAUGUACUCAUGUUUCCAUAGCAAGUUAGCAGCUACUGAUUCCCUCUUGACUUAUUUCGACUGCAUUCACAGUCUGUUUUUAAAUGGCCCAAUGGAUUACAUAUGCAAAAAUGAAUCAUCAUUGUUUUCUUACUUUAUUUUUCAUACAGAUUCGGUAAACAACUAAAAUUAUAAGCUAGUUGUAAUAUUGAUAUGUUAAUGUUGCAUGUCAUUUCAGUAAUGUACUUUCGUCAUUAUGUGCGUCAUGUGAAUUAGUACAUUGUAUUCAAAAUGUGAAAAACAUGGUCUCACUUGUAAAUGUUUAUCUUAGGCAGUCAUCAUAAAAUUUUCGGUAUUACUUUAUUACUUAAUUACUUACUAAAUUAAAUGUCAUUUCAUUCAAUACCCAAUAAAAUAAUAAAAGCAAAUGUAAGUCUGAAAGCCAAAUAUCGCGCGAUGCAGCUGAAUGUAGAGCAAUAAACUGUAUAUAUUACUUGCAUGUGAAUUCAUUCUGUACAAAAAUCACUUCAUUCAUAUUAAUCAAUUUAUGAAUAUAUAUGUUCAGUUAAAUGUUUGGGAAGCUUGUGUUCUAGUUUAUUGUUUGCAUUCAAAAUCCAUUUUUAAUUCUGUAAUUUAAUUAUUUUUGUCUUACAUGUUGAAAAGUUGUUUUUGCUUUCUUUGAUGUUAAAAAGAACUGCGUACACAAUCAAUGAAUUUGCUUUCUUUUUAAUGUUUGUUUUCAAGCGAUUAACACCAUAUAUGUUCUCCUUUUUUUAAGUAACAUUAUUCAUACCCGUGCUAUGCAUUUGACUGUAUUUGUUGUCAUCUACAUCCAUGAACAACCAUUGAUUUUAAGUGAUUAAAACACUGAUGCAUAUUUCAUUUAUCAUCAAAAUCAUAAUGUUUGAAAGAAAAAGGCUAAAUAUUUUUUUUUUCUUUUCAUAAAUAUACAAAUGUUUUUGCACAUCUACAGUUAUGGAAUUAUUUUUGACAUUUAAGUGCCCUAAAAUUAAACAAAUAUCACUAAAUCUAUCAAUUAUAUAUAUGUAUCUAACAUGUACUGUAUAGCCAAAUCAUGUUAAACGACAUUAAUCAUUUUUCACUAGCAUUGGAAGAGUUUUAAACCAUUGAAAAAAUUAUAGCCAGUAAGUAGUUACACAAAAGAUGCAUGUUUCUUGUGUCAUGGAGAUUUUAUUACAAGGGAUGUAAUUUGUUGUUCAUUGGUGAUAGUGUAUAUUUUUCAUUGCUUUGUUAUUCAUGGACAAACUGCAGUGUGCAAUAUUUUAUGCAUUAUACAAGUAGGAUCAUAGCUGUGAAAUGUAAAUUAUGAUGAAUAUUUUGUUACAUUUUUACUUGAAAAUAAA